AUGGGGAACGGAGUGUGUUCUCGAAGGCAGCGGAGAAUCUUCCAGUCUCUCCUUCUGAUCACCGUGGUUUUCGGGAUGAUUUACGGGGGGAUGAUAUCGUAUGAGAUGCACAAACAGCUGAAGAGGACAGAGGCGAUGGCUGUCAAGUACCAGCAGCAUCAAGAGUCGCUCUCGGCGCAGCUUCAAGGUAAACGUUUUCCCCAGCCGAGGUUUGAAUAAAUAAGGAGAGCGGGAGGAGUUCGAAUGGGUGACUUUUAUUUUUUACUUUAAUAACUUUCUUGACAUUCUUCUUUACCAAUAUCUGCUUUUACUAAAAUAUACAAUUGUAUCAGUUGCUUUUGAAACAAUCUUGCGAGUGUCGAAGUUUUUCCCUGUCACAGCGGUGACUUCUUGUUGGCGUUGGCUGGCUCAGUUUACUGUAUUGAGAGGGUGGGUGGAUUUGUAUGUUUGGACGCAAAACAUCGUUCCCCCACCUAGCCUAUAGCCUAACAUAAAUAUAUAUAUAAAUAAGAAUACAUGGACCAUUUCAAAUGGAUUGGAUAGCCCUUCACUCACAUUCUGUCAGAGGGAACUCACUCUAUCCUACUCACAUUGUUGUGGAGUGGUGAUUCAGUUCCCCUCACUGUCAUUAAAUAUCUACGCUCCACUGUUGAUAGCAUUAAUGUGACCUACAGUAUAUUUAGAGAUGGACUGUUACACAGCCUUUGGGGGAAUAUCGAUUCACAGUUUCCCCUUUUUAACAACAGAACAGCCAUUAACUUCCAUACACUACUAGGGCUUUCGCUGGCCUCAACUCGGCCAACGGCUCUGGUGGCCAAGUCCCACUAAGUAUGCUACUGUAUUUAAAUGUUCUCUAGUAGACAUUUUGCAGACACUAUCAUGCAGAACAUUUUACAAUAACUGCAUUGAAGUGAGGAAGCUAAGUCUCAAUCGAAGGGAUUUAUCAGUCAGAAAUACGUUGUUAUAUUAGGAGGCCUAAUCUGAAAUUGCAUUUUUCUUAUGAAACAGCAGAAGGGUGAAUGAGGUAGAGACACUAGACAGUGAAACAUAAGGAUGAGUGUUAUUUUUUAUUUUCCACUGAAGGAGGAAGAGGCCACUGAAGAUGGCCCUGGAACUGUCCUAACCUUUCACCCCUCCAACCCUCACUCUUAUCACAUACUCACUCCUGUAUGUGUGUGGGUGAAAUACAAAGGGAGAGAGAAGGAUAUUAUUGCCAUGAGGAGAGAUAUCUUGUAUGCUCAGUCAUCUUUGUCUUCACCAGUUGUGGUGGAGCAGGUUGGUGUAGCUAUGUACGUAUACCCAGGUGUAGAGUUGUCACCCGGAGGAGAGAGGGAGUGGCUCAGGUAGGGACACCUGAGAGAGGGACAGGUGAAGGAGACUCUCUAGAGACCCCCUGAUAUUAUGUCAUUGUUAUUAUACAUUAUGUAGGCAUCAUGGUAAACUUACCCUGUGAGCUGAAAGAGGAGUCCUGAAAAGGCCACUGGCUCCAGAAGUCCAAACGGCUCUUCCUCUCAGACCAACCCCAGCUCCACACUCUGUACACACCUUUACCUACCUGGUUUCUCCCCUAGCCAGGUGAGUAGUUAGAGUAAGGGGAAUUGAAGGUAGCCUACCUGUAGCCGACUACACAGGUCCCCUCUGCACCUGUAGAAUGCCGCCCUGUCUGUUUGAAGAUCGAGCCAGAUCUCACCUGUAUAGGGUUGCCCAGUUGAGAGAGAGAGUAUUGGAGAGAUGGACCUGAGCCCAGCUCUACCAACCAGAGGUCCACUCUCUGUACCGAUCUGUCUAACCUGUAUAGGGUUGCUCAGGUGAGUAGAAUUACAAUGGAGGUGGAGCCCAGCCCAGCCCACACACACACACACACACACACACACACACACCUCCCCUCGAGGCCCACGAGUUCCGGGAGAGUUCUAUGAGAGUGUGUGAUCUGACACUGGGCCCAGUUCACUCCACUACCCAACCCUGACCAGCUCAGUCCCCAGAAACUGCCAAAGGUCAAUUUCAUAGUGUGCCUUCUGUUCUCUCAGGCCAUACACUUUAUCAGCCUUAACCAUUGGGGGACACACUCUCAUGACACCUCUGUUCCCAUGCUCACUGAGCUGUCAGAGUAGCACUGUUAGCAGGUAGAAAAGGAAUAGUGUUAUUUUGGGGGGUUUUAAGGUAUAGUGUAACUGAAGGGCAAUUCCACGGUAACGGAAUUACGCUUUGACUCAGUUUUUUUUUCACUUUAAAAUGUAUCGCAAAACAAAACCAUUGAUUUAAAAGUUUAACAAACCAUACAACUCUAUGCACAAGGACGACUUUUAACAAUUUCCACUGAAAAAUGUACAAAAAUGAAUUUAAAGAUGCCCGCCAUUUCCUGGUUGCAAAAAUUGUGACAACGAGCCUGUAGAGAAUCAUUGUACCAUCUAAACCACUGUGACAUAUAUUUUUCAUAACCAAAAAUAUGGCGUUUUCAGCUGGUGUACAAACCCGAAAGUAAAGGAGAAUAAAAUAAACUUAAACACGGGAAUCAUAGAAAUAGCGCGCCUUUGAACAGAUCUACCACUUCUUAGACUUGCUUUCAAUGAGAAUGGCAGAUCUAGAAUUCACAUUUCAUUGUGAAUUUAGUGGUGUCUGCCAAAAAGUUUAUUUUAAAAUGGUUUUAACAUUUAUGAUUUUUUAAGAAUUAUUAUAGUUUUUUAUUUUAUCCCCCUUUUCAAUUACGAUCUUGUCUCAUCGCUGCAGCUCCCCAACGGGCUCGGGAGAGGCGAAGGUUGAGUCAUGCGUCCUCCAAAACAUGACCGCCAAACCGCGCUCCUUAACACCCGCCCGCUUAACCCAGAAGCCAGCUGCACCAAUGUGUCGGAGGAAACACCGUUCAACUGACGACCGAAAUCAGCCUGUAGGCGCCCUGCCCGCCACAAGGAGUCGCUAGAGCGCGAUGAGCCAAGUAAAGCCCCCCCGGCCAAACCCUCCCCUAACCCGGACGACGUUGGGCCAAUUGUGCGCCGUCUUAUGGGACUCCCACUCACGGCCGGUUGUGACUGGGAUCGAACCCGGGUCUGUAGUGACGCCUCAAGCACUGCAAUGCAUUGCCUUAGACUGCUGCGCCACUCGGGAGGCCCACAUAUUGGAGCUUUAAUGGAAGAACUGUGCAGAUGCAAACUUUGGUAACGGAUUAUGGUAAAAUCUCCCUCAGGUUUUUAUGCGACCAUGUUUUCCAAAAAUUCUCUUUUAAAUAUUUGCUCCGAAUUAAGAUUAAAAGAUGUCUGCAGAAAGAAUUGUAUGACAUGAGACCUUGAGUUUGAAAAAUCUAUUUUGCUUAUUGAACUACAGUAAGUGAAGUGAAUUUACACCCGGUAACGGAAUUACGGUAACAGUAUUACACCAUGGGUCCCUAAUCUGUACUACACAGAAAUUCAUAAUUACGGAUGUUUCACAAGUUUGGACAUCACAGUUUAGCACAAUAGAGUAGAGUACAAUACAGCAGAGCAUAGGGCAGAGUACAAUAUACUGUACUGAACAGUACUAUACUGUACUUUUCUUUACUGUAUUGUACUACUGUAUUUUAUUGGACUGUACUCUACUGUGCUCUACUUGUCACACCCUGGCUCUGGGACUCUAUAUGUUGAGCCAGGGUGUGUUCAUUCUAUGUGUUUAUUUCUAUGUUGGUAAUUCUGUUGUGUUUAUUUCUAUGUUGGCUAGAGUGACUCCCAAUCAGAGGCAACGAGUGUCAGCUGUCGUUGGUUGUCUCUGAUUGGGAGCCAUAUUUAUACUGUCUAUUUUCCCUUUGUGUUUGUGGGUUCUUGUUCCGUGUUCGGUCAUUGUUACCGUGGACUUCACGAGUCGUUUCUUGUUUUGUUGAUUGUGUUCUAUUAUCACUAAAGAUAAUAAAGUUAAACAUGUUCGUUCAUCACGCUGCGCCUUGGUCUGUUCAUUACGACGAUCGUGACAGAAGAACCCACCAUGCAACGACCAAGCAGCGUGUCCAGGGGCAGCUCUUGGGCUGGACAUGGGAGGAAGCGCCGGGAGAAGAGACGGUGGAGGCGCGCCGUAGAGAGGAGCAGCGGCGCCAAACAGGUCAACGUCGGACAGGCGAGAGGCAACCCCAGAAAUUUUUUAGGGGGGGGCACACGGCAUGGACGACGGGGCUGACGGAGGCAGAAAAGGGGCGGAUUCAGAAGGCCACCAGGUUACGGAUACACCGCCCUGUACGUCCUGUGCGGAUGCCUCACACAGAGUGUGUGAGGGUAGGCAUUCAGCCAGGACGGGUUGUGGCCGCUCUUCACUCCAGGUCUCCUAUCCGUCUCCACAGCCCGGUUCGGCCUGUCCCUGCUCCACGCACCAAGCCUACGGUGUGCGUCGCCAGCCCAGCCCGGCCUGUCCCUGCUCUACGCACCAAGCCUACGGUGUGCGUCGCCAGCCCAGCCCGGCCUGUCCCUGCUCCACGCACCAAGCCUACGGUGUGCGUCGCCAGCCCGGCCCGGCCUGUUCCUGCCACUCGCACCAAGUCUACGGUGUGCGUCGCCAGCCCAGCCCGGCCUGUCCCUGCUCUACGCACCAAGCCUACGGUGUGCGUCGCCAGCCCAGUCCGGCCUGUCCCUGCUCUACGCACCAAGCCUACGGUGUGCGUCGCCAGCCCAGUCCGGCCUGUCCCUGCUCCACGCACCAAGCCUACGGUGUGCGUCGCCAGCCCGGCCCGGCCUGUUCCUGCCACUCGCACCAAGUCUACGGUGUGCGUCGCCAGCCCGGCCCGGCCUGUUCCUGCCACUCGCACCAAGUCUACGGUGUGCGUCGCCAGCCCGGCCUGUCCCUGCUCUACGCACCAAGCCUACGGUGUGCGUCGCCAGCCCAGUCCGGCCUGUCCCUGCUCUACGCACCAAGCCUACGGUGUGCGUCGCCAGCCCAGUCCGGCCUGUCCCUGCUCCACGCACCAAGCCUACGGUGUGCGUCGCCAGCCCGGCCCGGCCUGUUCCUGCCACUCGCACCAAGUCUACGGUGCGCGUCGCCAGCCCGGCCCGGCCUGUUCCUGCCACUCGCACCAAGUCUACGGUGCGCGUCGCCAGCCCGGCCCGGCCUGUUCCUGCCACUCGCACCAAGUCUACGGUGCGCGUCGCCAGCCCGGCCCGGCCUGUUCCUGCCACUCGCACCAAGUCUACGGUGCGCGUCGCCAGCCCGGCCUGUUCCUGCCACUCGCACCAAGUCUACGGUGCGCGUCGCCAGCCCGGCCCGGUCUGUUCCUGCCACUCGCACCAAGUCUACGGUGCGCGUCGCCAGCCCGGUCCGGCCUGUUCCUGCCACUCGCACCAAGUCUACGGUGCGCGUCGCCAGCCCGGCCCGGCCUGUUCCUGCUACUCGCACUAAGCCAGGGGUGCGAGACGUCAGCCUGGUAAGGCCUGUUCCUGCUACUCGCACUAAGCCAGGGGUGCGAGACGUCAGCCUGGUAAGGCCCGUCCCUCCUCCACGCACCAAGCCAGGGGUGCGAGUCGUCAGCCUGGUAAGGCCCGUUCCUCCUCCACGCACUAAGCCAGGGGUGCGAGUCGUCAGCCUGGUAAGGCCCGUUCCUCCUCCACGCACUAAGCCAGGGGUGCGAGUCGUCAGCCUGGUAAGGCCCGUUCCUCCUCCACGCACCAAGCCAGGGGUGCGCGUCGUCAGCCUGGUAAGGCCCGUUCCUCCUCCACGCACCAAGCCAGGGGUGCGCGUCGUCAGUCCAGCACAACCCGUGCCUGGGUCACCGGUGCCUGGUAGGGUACCGGUCAACUGCUCCACUAUGGAGCUGAAGCUAACCGCUCCUGCUAAGUCCAGUUCAGCUCCAGCCUGCGGGGCCAGACUGGACCAGGGGCGCUAUGGGGGGUUUAUUGGAGGGUGGUGGUCAAGGCCGGAGCCAGAACCGCCGCCGAGGAGGUAUGCCCGCCCAGCCCUCCCCUGUUUUGUUCAGGUUGAGGCGCGGUCGCAGUCCGCGCCUUUAGGGGGGGGUACUGUCACACCCUGGCUCUGGGACUCUAUAUGUUGAGCCAGGGUGUGUUCAUUCUAUGUGUUUAUUUCUAUGUUGGUAAUUCUGUUGUGUUUAUCUCUAUGUUGGCUAGAGUGACUCCCAAUCAGAGGCAACGAGUGUCAGCUGUCGUUGGUUGUCUCUGAUUGGGAGCCAUAUUUAUACUGUCUAUUUUCCCUUUGUGUUUGUGGGUUCUUGUUCCGUGUCCGGUCAUUGUUACCGUGGACUUCACGAGUCGUUUCUUGUUUUGUUGAUUGUGUUCUAUUAUCACUAAAGAUAAUAAAGUUAAACAUGUUCGUUCAUCACGCUGCGCCUUGGUCUGUUCAUUAUGACGAUCGUGACACUACUAACUGAAGGGAGGACAGUAGUAGGUGACCCAACUGUGGUUUGUGACUGUUAUGAUUUCCCAUUGUAGCCAAUUCAGUUCCAGUAAUUCCGUUACCAAUUUGUUAACUCAAUUACGAGUUUCAAUCACUUAAUAAUUAAUAAAUCAGUUAAAUCACUAUAACUCAUUGGUUGGUCUACCAUUACUUGUUACUUCUGUGACGUGAGGGAUAAAAAUAUUUUAAAGAUAUGUUGGUUUCUGGUAACGGAAUUACAAGGCAAUAUUUCUUAGACUUACAGAAGGUAAGCAAUUUAUCCAAAACUAAAUAUGUGUUGAUAGUAGUUGGCUGGGGUCUUUACGUCAACAUUAUUGUGUUUUAAUGUAUUUCUGCUACCUUUUUAAAUACUUUUUCUGGUAGAUGUUUUCUAAGACCCCUUUCCCAUCUGUUUAUUCAGAAAUCAAAGCCUUUACCUAUACCUAAUUUUUAAGAUGGAACAUUUUAGAAAAAUGUAUCUAUGCCUUAAUUUCCCAAAAAUAUGGACUCUUAGCUUUCAUUUGACACACAAUUGCGGCAGGUAGCUUAGUGGUUAAGAGCGUUGUGCCAGUAACCGAAAGGUCGCUGGUUCUAAUUGAGCAAGGAACUUAACCCUAAUUGCUCCUGUAAAUCGCUCUGGAUAAGAGCGUCUGCUAAAUGACUAAAAUGUAAAUGUAAAUUUGAUAUGCUCCUAUGAACUUCACAUGUUGGUGCUCAUGGGUCCUUUUCGAUGGAUAUGCUCUGAUGCUGCUGAGAAUGAGACCUAGGACACGGUUGUGUUUGUUCCUGGUACAACAGGGCAUUCUCUGGGUUUGAACACUUGACUCACUGUUGUUCUAGACUUGAUUCAGUGUCUCUUUCCCUCUCCUGCCUUGCCGCUUUACUCUUCUCUCUCAGCCUCCUCCCUUCCUCUUCCUCAGCAUCUUCCUCACUCUCUUCCCUUCCUCUUCUCUCUACCUUUCCCUCUUCCUCUAGCCACACACCAUCUCUCUUUCUUCAUUUCCUCUCCCUCUCUUCCCUCAGCCUCUCUAUCUCUAUUCUCCCUACAUCCUUCCCUACCUCCUUCCCUACCUGUCUCUUCUGUCUCCCAGUAGUGUGAGUUUUUUUGCUUCACAGUUUGUCUCUGUCCUGGCUUCCCCUCACCUAACCUAUCAAAACCCGACUGGCUUGACAGAGAGAGGGACGCAUGGCCUAACCUAAGAGAGAUCACUGGCACUGAGAAAUGAGCACAGUGGAGCUGUAAAGCUCAGACCACACUCUCAUGUCUCUGUCCUGGUCCCUGGUAAAGUCAUGGUCCCAGUAUAUGGGUAUAUCUCAAUAGUCUAACCAUUCUUCCUCUCCCCAUUUCCAUUCCUUCACCCACGCUCAUCUGAGAAGUGGACAGGUGAAAGUACAGGUAGGCUUCCUUCUGCCAAAUUGCUUCCACUCCCCUUGUGUCCAGAUCAGUGCCGAUAAACGAAUUGAGAUGUAGCCUACCCAGAAUGUAUGUUGUGGAAUUUAUCUCUAGCGUUAAAGGGAGUUAGAAGCACUGUGGCACUGUGUAAUAAGUACAUGCUUUAAACCUGUGAUGUUGAAUGCAUGUACAAUAGGCCUUUGUUAAACUACCUAUUGUAAUAAAGUGACCAUAAAAGCUCUCUGAUAACAGUAAAAGCUCUCUGAUAACAGUAAAAGCUCUCUGAUAACAGUAAAAGCUCUCUGAUAACAGUAAAAGCUCUCUGAUAACAGUAAAAGCUCUCUGAUAACAGUAAAAGCUCUCUGAUAACAGUAUCUGUAAGGAAAAGCUGCUAGAAGGAACAAGUUGAAUCUGCUGCUCAGAUUUUCCAGGUGGUAUUACAGGGAGAACAGGUAGGGUGGGAUAUUUUCCUUGGCUUUUCAUGGUGUCACUCUACCCCUUUCAAGUCUGGGGAAACACAGUGGCCUGGUAUUCUGCCACACUGUACUCUCUGUUUAGGGCCAAAUAGCAUUCUAGUUUGCUCAGAUUUUUUUUGUUAAUUAUUUAUCUCUCUCUCUCAUAGACAAAGAUUAAUAGUUUUGCGUAUAACUUUUUGGAAAUAAAGCUUCUCCUCCCGAUUGUGCCGUUCUGCUUGUAAAAUUAUUACCAACUUUACCCACUUUGGGAUCUGAGAAAAGGUGGGGGUUAGGUAAAGGUGAGAGCUCAAUCUCUGUUACGUCAUACUGUGGAAUAUCACACCCGUCCAUCAAUCAACGAUGGCAAUGCCAUAAUACACAUUCUGAACCAAUACAGAACACCCUCACUCAUUCAGACACACACAUACAGUAGACACACACAGACACAGCAAAGGAUCUGUUUGCUUGUUCAACGCAAUUAUCCUCGUGUGUGUUAAGUCUAAAUGUUUGUAUCAUAGAUGCCUUUCUGUUUAGCUCCAACUCCAGAUGGCUCUGUGAGAACAUCCUCACACAUUAACACUGUUUAGCUCCAACUCCAGAUGGCUCUGUGAGAACAUCCUCACACAUUAACACUGUUUAUCUUCAACUCCAGAUGGCUCUGUGAGAACAUCCUCACACAUUAACACUGUUUAGCUUCAACUCCAGAUGGCUCUGUGAGAAUAUCCUCACACAUUAACACUGUUUAGCUUCAACUCCAGAUGGCUCUGUGAGAACAUCCUCACACAUUAACACUGUUUAGCUUCAACUCCAGAUGGCUCUGUGAGAACAUCCUCACACAUUAACACUGUUUAUCUUCAACUCCAGAUGGCUCUGUGAGAACAUCCUCACACAUUAACACUGUUUAUCUUCAACUCCAGAUGGCUCUGUGAGAACAUCCUCACACAUUAACACUGUUUAGCUCCAACUCCAGAUGGCUCUGUGAGAACAUCCUCACACAUUAACACUGUUUAGCUCCAACUCCAGAUGGCUCUGUGAGAACAUCCUCACACAUUAACACUGUUUAUCUCCAACUCCAGAUGGCUCUGUGAGAACAUCCUCACACAUUAACACUGUUUAGCUUCAACUCCAGAUGGCUCUGUGAGAACAUCCUCACACAUGAACACUGUUUAGCUCCAACUCCAGAUGGCUCUGUGAGAACAUCCUCACACAUUAACACUGUUUAGCUCCAACUCCAGAUGGCUCUGUGAGAACAUCCUCACACAUUAACACUGUUUAGCUUCUUACUCCUGAGUGGCGCAGUGGUCUAAGGCACUGCACCGCAGUGCUAACUGUGCCACUAGAUCCUGGUUCGAAUCCAGGCUCUGUCGCAGCCGGCCGCGACCGGGAGACUCAUGGGCGGCGCACAAUUGGCCCAGCGUCGUCCAGGGUAGGGGAGGGAAUGGCCGGCAGGGAUGUAGCUCAGUUGAUAGAGCAUGGUGUUUGCAACGCCAGGGUUGUGGGUUCGAUUCCCACGGGGGGCCAGUAUAAAAAAAAUAUGUAUUCACUAACUGUAAGUCGCUCUGGAUAAGAGCGUCUGCUAAAUGACUAAAAUGUAAAUGUAAAUGUUAGCUUCAACUCCAGAUGGCUCUGUGAGAACAUCCUCACACAUUAACACUGUUUAGCUUCAACUCCAGAUGGCUCUGUGAGAACAUCCUCACACAUUAACACUGUUUAGCUCCAACUCCAGAUGGUUCUGUGAGAACAUCCUCACACAUUAACACUGUUUAUCUCCAACUCCAGAUGGCUCUGUGAGAACAUCCUCACACAUUAACACUGUUUAGCUUCAACUCCAGAUGGCUCUGUGAGAACAUCCUCACACAUUAACACUGUUUAGCUUCAACUCCUGAUGGCUCUGUGAGAACAUCCUCACACAUUAACACUGUUUAGCUUCAACUCCAGAUGGCUCUGUGAGAACAUCCUCACACAUUAACACUGUUUAGCUUCAACUCCAGAUGGCUCUGUGAGAACAUCCUCACACAUUAACACUGUUUAGCUUCAACUCCUGAUGGCUCUGUGAGAACAUCCUCACACAUUAACACUGUUUAGCUUCAACUCCAGAUGGCUCUGUGAGAACAUCCUCACACAUGAACACUGUUUAGCUUCAACUCCAGAUGGCUCUGUGAGAACAUCCUCACACAUGAACACUGUUUUUUUUUCUCCCUCUCUUUCCCUCCAUCUUUCUCCUCCCUCUCUUUUCUCAGUGGUGUAUGAGCAUCGCUCGCGGUUAGAGAAGUCUCUGCAGAAGGAACGCUUGGAGCACAAGAAGGCCAAAGAGGGUGAGCGAGACACACAGCAGCCAAUAGUGUCUAAAUUACUAGAGUCUACAAAUUACUACAAAGUACACCAAUCCUCAAUUAUACAUUCUUUACAACUGUGGUGAUUCCAUCAUUUCUUUUCCUCCUUUCUCCAACAGAUUAUCUGGUGUAUAAACUUGAAGCCCAACAGUCACUGAACAAGGAGAAGGUAGGCCUGAGUCCCCAACUCUAGUACUCGUGAUAGAAAGUUAUGCAGUUAAAUUCAGCUGUAAUGUGCCCAUCUGUUUAGUAGGACUAUUCAAUUAUUCUGUCUAACUGCCAAAAUCUGUCUAGACUGAGCAGCAGUUGUGUUCUAAUGGUUUUAUUAGGUCAGCAGCACUGAUGUCACUCUUUCUGCUGUGAGCUGAAAUGCCUCUUUAUGAGGGGAGUGUGGUUGGGGGAUGUUAUUCAUAAUAUUAUAGGAGGAGUGGAGACGGGGAUUGUACAUGUUGUUGAUAAUAUAAUAUCAAAGGAGGGGGGGGGGGGGGGGGCAUACCAUCGUGCUCCACACUCUCAUGCUCUGAGUGCAUUCUCCAAGGACGUUCUCUUGAAUACGUUCUCUUGAGUACAUUCUUGUGAAGACGAGAGUGUGGAGAACUCAUAAAACAUUACAUUUGAGAAGCACUCACUCUCCCCCUACUGUGUUACCUCAGGCUGCACCUCCCCAUUCACUGAACCUUCUUCCAGCCAGGACAAUGGCAACAGAGACGAAACAAGAUAUACACAAAGCAAACGUUUUACUUCAUAACUAUCGGCUAGCUAUAUGUGAAUCGUAAUAAUAUAGCUAUCCAGAUAUUUUAACAAGCAAACAUGAACUAAAACGAAUGUUAUGCAAGGUAGAUGUCAAUUAUUUGUGGGUAGCUAGCGAACAAUUCUUUGUGCCUAUCUGGCUAGCUGACAGUAGUAGCUAGCCAGUUAGCCCUAUUGACUUACUAUGGGCUUACGACCUACGCACACUACAGUGGGUAUUGUAGGCAGGUAAACAUGCCAAAAUUAACACUGCAUGUAUUUAUUAACGUAUCAAGAUAAAAUAUUGUAGUCCGGCAACAUAUGACAUGUGAAUAUUAAAGUAGGAGUAGAGACAGGGAUUGUAAAUGUUGUUGAUAAUAUAAUUUUAAAGGAGGAGUGGAGACAGGGAUUGUAAAUGUUUGUUUGUUAAACAGCAGGACUCCAGCAGCAGAUUCAACUCCUUACAUGGGCAGCACCAGAUGCUGAAGGUCUGUAAGAACACACACACACACACACACACACACACACACACACACACACACACACACACACUGACCCACCCUCUGUCCUUGUUGUUUUAGAAGCAGCAUGAGGACCUGAAGAAGCAGCACUAUGACCUGCAGGAGCAGCAUCAGAUUCAGGGAGAGGACCAAGGCAAGGCCUUGGACGAACACAAGGACCGCUUCGACAAACUACAGCAGACCAAAGAGAUGGAAGUCUCCAAACUCAAAGGUACACACACACAUACACACACACACAUACCCACACAGAGACACACAGACACACACAGGAGGACAUAAGUAAAUACUAGCAGAUCUUUGUCUCCCUCUCCUGGGUUGGAGCAGUGUUGCAGUUUGGAGUUGAGGAAUGAUACAAUGGCAUAAUAACAUUGUAAUAAAUAUAAUAUAUGGUGUUUAUGUUAUUACUGCAGAGAAUGUGUAUAAUCUGCGAGAGGAGAAUAAGCAGCUGAGGAGAGCCCACCAGGACAUCCAUGUCCAGUUGCAGGAUGCACGGGUGAGUACUGGGAAUUAGUGCUGAGCGAUUAACCAACAUUUCAUUGUUGUUGUUGUUUUUUUUUGGGGGGGGGGGGGGGGUUUAUUAAACCACAAAUUGACCGACGUUGGUUCAAUUACUUAGUUCGUUUUAUUUAUUUUGCCAAAUGCGCCGUUUCUCUAGAGAGAAAUCAAAUCAUUAACGAGAGAAUUAUGGGACGCUGGGCUGAAGGGAGUUGUAGUUUUCAUUAAACAAAUAUUCCACCUAGUUCAGCGCAAUAAGGUCGUAAUUAACUACAAUUACCAUAAUCCUUUGCGGCAGUUUUUUCCUGCUCAGACACGGGUCAAAGAGGAAGAGGCGAAGAGAGAGGUUUCACUCUCGACAGUCUGUCCAAAAUAAUCCCAAUGCGUUUUUUUUUAUUUUGGACCUAAACUUGUUGGCUGCCUUCCCGCCUUUUGGACAACGACUACCCAUUGUUAGGGCGGAGACAUCAGCAUCUCGUCAUUAUAUGCAGAUCUCUGGACGGAUACACUUUUAUGCCUGCUACGUUAGAUACACACAGACCAUACACAACACAACGACGAGGGACAGACAGUUGCCUUAUCAAUUUUGAAGAAUUAAGUAAAAUGAUUUCGUCAGACAGCUCUGCAGCAUACUUAGGCAGGCUAGCUUAAUAGGAUGACUAAAGACAGUACAGUAUGAGGAGAACAGAGAUGUUUAGCUGCUACUGCUUGAGUAAAGAUUAGAUGAUUAGUUUAAGGAAUGAAAACUAAGUAAUAUACACAACUGAAAUAUAUAUAUAUAUAUAUAUAUAUAUAUAUAUAUAUAUAUAUAUAUAUAAUUUUUUUUUUCCAUAGUCAUUUCCUAUGUUUCUAUUGAUGUCUGCCCAAUGUGGACCUGACAGAGACAAUGGAAUAUUUUCAAUGUUUUGGUAAAUUAAUGUUCACUAUUUUUGGCUUUGGAAUUUCCAUUAAAAAGCUCUAAAAUUAUUGUCAUGUCAUUAUUUCAUAAUGCAUUUAAUGUAAAAAAAAAAGGAAGUAAUCGAAAAACAUGAUUCUUUUUUAAUAAUCUAACCUAAACCGAACCGACCUCAAAAAAGCACUUGUUGCUCAGCACUGCUGGGAAUAGUAGAGCUUGGUCAGAGUACAACCUGGAAUUGUUUAUGUAAAAAACGUAGAUAUGAAAUAUGGAAGAAGCUCUCUUAAGGUCAUUGGAAAGCUAGGAGGAUCCAUCACCAUGUUAUUUUUAUCUUACUAUAUUAUUAUUAUUAUUACAGAUAGUACAUAAGGACUUGAAGGCUGCCCAUGAUCAGCUUGCACUGACGCUAGAGGACCACAAGAGUGCGCUGGCCGCAGCUCAGGUAGGGUGAUACUGCACUGUGUGGGGGUAUGUUCUUUCUAACAUGAUAUCUAGUGACGAUCCUGGUUUCUAAAAUAAUAACAAUAUGGCAUUUAGCAGACGCUUUUAUCCAAAGCGACUUACAGUCAUGUGCGCAUACAUUUUUACGUAUGGGUGGUCCCGGGGAUCGAACCCACUACCCUGGCGUUACAAGCGCCAUGCUCUACCAAUUGAGCUACAGAGGACCAACCAAAAUGAUAUCUACUGACUAUCCUGGUUUCUAACAUGGCCUUCUAGGGACUAUCCUGGUUUCUAACAUGAUAUCUAGGGACUAUCCUGGUUUCUAACAUGAUAUCUAGGGACUAUCCUGGUUUCUAACAUGAUAUCUAGUGACUAUCCUGUUUCUAACAUGAUAUCUAGUGACUAACCUGGUUUCUAUCAUGAUAUCUAGUGACUAUCCUGGUUUCUAACAUGAUAUCUAGUGACUAUUCUGGUUUCUAACAUGAUAUCUAGUGACAAUCCUGGUUUCUAACAUGAUAUCUAGUGACUGUCCUGGUUUCUAACAUGAUAUCUAGUGACUAUCCUGGUUUCUAACAUGAUAUCUAGUGACUAUCCUGGUUUCUAACAUGAUAUCUAGUGGCUAUCCUGGUUUCUAACAUGAUAUCUAGUGACUAUCCUGGUUUCUAACAUGAUAUAUAGUGACUAUUCUGGUUUCUAACAUGAUAUCUAGUGACAAUCUUGGUUUCUAACAUGAUAUCUAGUGACUGUCCUGGUUUCUAACAUGAUAUCUAGUGACUAUCCUGGUUUCUAACAUUAUAUCUAGUGGCUAUCCUGGUUUCUAACAUGAUACAGUGGGGGACUAAAGUAUUUAGUCAGCCACCAAUUGUGCAAGUUCUCCCACUUAAAAAGAUGAGAGAGGCCUGUAAUUUUCAUCAAAGGUACACGUCAACUAUGAAAGACAAAUUGAGAAAAAAAAAUCCAGAAAAUCCCAUUGUAGGAUUUUUAAUGAAUUUAUUUGCAAAUUAUGGUGGAAAAUAAGUAUUUGGUCACCUACAAACAAGCAAUAUUUCUGGCUCUCACAGACCUGUAACUUCUUCUUUAAGAGGCUCCUCUGUCCUCCACUCGUUACCUGUAUUAAUGGCACCUGUUUGAACUUGUUAUCAGUAUAAAAGACACCUGUCCACAACCUCAAACAGUCACACUCCAAACUUCACAAUGGCCAAGACCAAAGAGCUGUCAAAGGACACCAAAAACAAAAUUGUAGACCUGCACCAGGCUGGGAAGACUGAAUCUGCAAUAGGUAAGCAGCUUGGUUUGAAGAAAUCAACUGUGGGAGCAAUUAUUAGGAAAUGGAAGACAUACAAGACCACUGAUAAUCUCCCUCGAUCUGGGGCUCCACGCAAGAUCUCACCCCGUGGGGUCAAAAUGAUCACAAGAACGGUGAGCAAAAAUCCCAGAACCACACGGGGGGACCUAGUGAAUGACCUGCAGAGAGCUGGGACCAAAGUAACAAAGCCAACCAUCAGUAACACACUACGCCGCCAGGGACUCAAAUCCUGCAGUGCGAGACGUGUCCCCCUGCUUAAGCCAGUACAUGUCCAGGCCCGUCUGAAGUGCAUUUGGAUGAUCCAGAAGAGGAUUGGGAGAAUGUCAUAUGGUCAGAUGAAACCAAAAUAUAACUUUUUGGUAAAAACUCAACUCGUCAUGUUUGGAGGACAAAAAUGCUGAGUUGCAUCCAAAGAACACCAUACCUACUGUGAAGCAUGGGGUUGGAAACAUCAUGCUUUGGGGCUGUUUUUCUGCAAAGGGACCAGGACGACUGAUCCGUGUAAAGGAAAGAAUGAAUGGGGCCAUGUAUCGUGAGAUUUUGAGUGAAACCCUCCUUCCAUCAGCAAGGGCAUUGAAGAUGAAACGUGGCUGGGUCUUUCAGCAUGACAAUGAUCCCAAACACACCGCCCGGGCAAUGAAGGAGUGGCUUCGUAAGAAGCAUUUCAAGGUCCUGGAGUGGCCUAGCCAGUCUCCAGAUCUCAACCCCAUAGAACAUCUUUGGAGGGAGUUGAAAGUCUGUGUUGCCCAGCGACAGCCCCAAAACAUCACUGCUCUAGGGGAGAUCUGCAUGGAGGAAUGGGCCAAAAUACCAGCAACAGUGUGUGAAAACCUUGUGAAGACUUACAGAAAACGUUUGACCUGUGUCAUUGCCAACAAAGGGUAUAUAACAAAGUAUUGAGAAACUUUUGUUAUUGACCAAAUACUUAUUUUCCACCAUCAUAUGCCAAUAAAUUCAUUAAAAAUCCUACAAUGUGAUUUUCUGGAUUUUUUUUUCUCAUUUGUCUGUCAUAGUUGACGUGUACCUAUGAUGAAAAUUACAGGCCUCUCUCAUCUUUUUAAGUGGGAGAACUUGCACAAUUGGUGGCUGACUAAAUACUUUUUUUCCCCACUGUAUAUAGUGGCUAUCCUGGUUUCUAACAUGAUAUCUAGUGACUAUCCUGGUUUCUAACAUGAUAUCUAGGGACUAUCCUGAUUUCUAACAUGAUAUCUAGGGACUAUCCUGAUUUCUAACAUGAUAUCUAGGGACUAUCCUGAUUUCUAACACGAUAUCUAGUGACUAUCCUGGUUUCUAACAUGAUAUAUAGUGACUAUCCUGGUGAAGGACAGGAAGGCAUGACUUGGAGGGGCAGUGUCGGUCUGUGUGUGUGUGUGUGUGUGUCUGUCUGGGGUUUUGGGCAACGGGAGGACGGGAGGACGGGCGUCAGGUGGUUUGGUUCACUAAGGGGUGUCUGAGCUUUAGCGGCACAUCAAAAGCAUGCUUAAGCUAAUCGAGCAGGAAAAUAUAAUGGGUUGAUUGGAGAGAGCGAGAGAAAGAAAGAGUGAGAGGGAAAGAAUUUGCAAAGAAUGUAAGAAUUCUACAGCUUUGUCUGUCAGAAAAGCAAUGUUUGAUAAAUGGGGUAUUGCAGCUUAAUUGGUCCAGUCCAUUUGCUGGACAAGGGGGAGAAAGGACUGUACCAUUUAAUUCUGGAAAGGGGGGGGUUGAUGUGGGCUGGGCUAAUGGUCCUUCACUCAGAUGUCUUGCCAUCUGUAGGUGGGCUGUCCCUCUGCAUGUCUGCUGCCUGCUUGUCCCCCGCCUGCUUGUCCCCCUCGCAAGAUGACCUCUCGUUUCUCACCUUUGACCCCUGAUCUUCUGGCUUCUUUGACGCUGUCUUCCUGGUUCUGAGGAGGCUGCCUCCUAACACUCUUCUAACCUUCAGCUAACCUUUGCUCAUGCAAGUUUGCAAGUGCCCUUCAAUAAAUCUGACUUAUUAAUGUUGUUUGCAUGACCUGGCCUCACUGAUUCCUUAUGGUUAUUUAAUAGUUGUCUGAAGGUUGUCUGAAGGUUGUCUGAUGGUCUCUCCUCAGGUCCAGGUAGAUGAGUUUAAACAACUCAAAGAGACCCUGAUCAGAAUGCCAAGCCUUCGACAUGAUCAAAACCCCGCCCACCAACAGGCCCAGCCUGCUGCUGUAUUGGCCGAGCCCCAUGAACAGGGCCCGCCCCUACCACAGCCAGCUGCCUUAUUGGCUGAGCCCCACGUAGAAGCACACACCCAUGACGAAGAACAAGGGAACACACAGUCCAGGGUAGAGGAGGCAUUUUAAUCUGUCAUGUUAUUUUGUGACUGUCACACACACAUUGUCUCACACACACACACACACACACACUAACACACACUCUCAUCCUCUCUAACCCACUCUGUUCUUCUAAUAACCAGUUGCAUCUGCAGGAAGAGGUGGGCAAGCCAGAGUUCCAGUCUCAGCCUGCCGGGUCCCACCAUGCUGAGAAAGAGAAAGAGGGAUAUGGAGAGGGGGAGGCAGAGAGGAGAAGAGAGCUGGCGGAGGAAGAGAUGGAGCAGGCGGGGCAGCCUCAGAAGCUGGAGGAGGAAUCUGAACAACCACAGGAGGACGAGGGGUUGGAGGCGGAACACGACCAGCCAGACAACAACGCUCUCAACCGUCAGAGACGCCAACCACAACUGGUAAGAACCAGUUAGAACGGCUUAAUACAAGCUCUUUAGAACAGCAUUAGAACGGCUUAAUACAAGCUCUUUAGAACAGCAUUAGAACUGCUUAAUACAAGCUCUUUAGAACAGCAUUAGAACGGCUUAAUACAAGCUCUUUAGAACAGCAUUAGAACGGCUUAAUACAAGCUCUUUAGAACAGCUUAAUACAAGCUCUUUAGAACAGCAUUAGAACGGCUUAAUACAAGCUCUUUAGAACAGCAUUAGAACUGCUUAAUACAAGCUCUUUAGAACAGCAAUUAGAACGGCUUAAUACAAGCUCUUUAGAACAGCAAUUAGAACUGCUUAAUACAAGCUCUUUAGAACAGCAAUUAGAACGGCUUAAUACAAGCUCUUUAGAACAGCAAUUAGAACUGCUUAAUACAAGCUCUUUAGAACAGCAUUAGAACUGCUUAAUACAAGCUCUUUAGAACAGCAUUAGAACGGCUUAAUACAAGCUCUUUAGAACAGCAUUAGAACUGCUUAAUACAAGCUCUUUAGAACAGCAUUAGAACGGCUUAAUACAAGCUCUUUAGAACAGCAUUAGAACGGCUUAAUACAAGCUCUUUAGAACAGCAUUAGAACGGCUUAAUACAAGCUCUUUAGAACAGCAUUAGAACGGCUUAAUACAAGCUCUUUAGAACAGCAUUAGAACUGCUUAAUACAAGCUCUUUAGAACAGCAUUAGAACCUGUUGUCUUAUUGUCUCUCUGGUUUCCCCAGGAUCCACAAAGUGACAUCCACCUCGUCCCUGAGACCCACCUCCAGCAGGAGGCCCACGUGGCCCAGGCGGAGCGGGUGAAGUCUGCCUACGAGCAGCAGCAGGAGCAGCAGCGCCUGGAGGCUGAGCGGGCCCAGAGGACGAGGGAGCUCCAGCUGCGCCAGGAGGCCCUGCAGGCCCAGAGAAUGAGCGUGCAGAGGGAGCGAGAGCUGCGUCUGAGAGCUCAGCACCAGAGAGCGGAGCAGCAGCAUCGAGAGGCGGACCGUCGGGAACAGCUACUGAAGGAGGAGCAGCUUAGGUCAGAGGGCAAGGGGCAGGGGUCAAAGGUUAUGUAGAGGUCACGGAGAGGUCUUAGUUAAAUUCAAUACAAUUCAUAAAUUACCCAUAUGGAAUGGUGUUACAAUAUGUUGUGUUUUAAUGUUAUGUUCUUCAGGAAGAAGAGUGACUAUGGGAACAUGAACAAUGACAUCGUCCAGGGUGAUGAAGAACCUCAUAUUGAUGAUGACGAAGGUGAGAGAAUCAAUCAAUCAAGUCACCAAAAAAGUUCUGUCUGGAUUCUGGAACCAUUUUAAAGAGGGAGACUGAUAUUGACAUUUGGACAAUAUUUGUUCUUUUCUGUGCAUUUUUGACUGAAUAAGACCUUGACUAAUGUGAUUGUAUAUACAUGCUUACCUGGCUGUUAUCUGACUCACUGUUGGUUUGCUGUGUGUACAGAGAGGGACACCCACUUGGAGGAGGACGAGCAAGAGGAAGAGGACCACCGAGUACCACAACUACAGGAGGUCAGACAGAUAUUUAAGUAUACCAAACAGUCUCUAUCAACCUCUGUCAAAUGGUCUGAUGUGAAUCUGUGACCCCAGUUUGAACUGUAGUUUUCACUCUUUUAUUUCUCUCCCAUCAGAUAUUAGAUUAAUAUUUUUUGGUUAUUUUACAUGUUUUAUUAUAUUUAUGAAUCAUAUUCAAACAUGAUAUUAUCAUGUUCAAACAUGUUCUACGCCUUUAAAGUAAUGUAAAAUGAUUGAAUUGACAUUGGUUGACUCUGACACAGUACAUGUCUUUCUAAGAAGUCCUAAAGCCACAGUUAGUGAUGUAGUGAAUUAUGGAGGAUCUGUUGGCACUGGAGGGCUUUAAACUCCUCUCUCUUUCCCUGCCUGACACAAACAUCAGCCCCAACCCCUCCUCUCUCUUUCCCUGCCUGACAAAAACAUCAGCCCCAACCCCUCCUCUCUCUUUCCCUGCCUGACACAACCAUCAGCCCCAACCCCUCCUCUCUCUUUCCCUGCCUGACAAAAACAUCAGCCCCAACCCCUCCUCUCUCUUUCCCUGCCUGGACACAACCAUCAGCCCCAACCCCUCUCUCUCUUUCCCUGCCUGACACAAACAUCAGCCCCAACCCCUCCUCUCUCUUUCCCUGCCUGACACAAACAUCAGCCCCAACCCCUCCUCUCUCUUUCCCUGCCUGACACAACAUCAGCCCCAACCCCUCCUCUCUCUUUCCCUGCCUGACACAAACAUCAGCCCCAACCCCUCCUCUCUCUUUCCCUGCCUGACACAAACAUCAGCCCCAACCCCUCCUCUGUCUUUCCCUGCCUGACACAAACAUCAGUCUCAACCCCUCCUCUGUCUUUCCCUGCCUGACACAAACAUCAGCCCCAACCCCUCCUCUCUCUUUCCCUGCCUGACACAAACAUCAGCCCCAACCCCUCCUCUGUCUUUCCCUGCCUGACACAAACAUCAGUCUCAACCCCUCCUCUCUCUUUCCCUGCCUGACACAACCAUCAGCCCCAACCCUUGCCACAGUCCCUUGGGUGUUGGUCUAGUGUUCUUUCCCUGUCAGUGUGUGUGCUUGCAUAGAUAGUAGAUCAGAGAAACCCACCCCAAUCUGAACUGUGAUAUGCACAGUUUCUCACACACACACACACACACACACACCACACUGACAAACUCUCGCUCUCCGUCCCUCCCGUCCUGCAGGGGGCAGUAGAGGGGGAGGUGGACCCAGAGGAUGACCCUAAUAACCAGGGGGAGGAUGAGUUUGAUGUGGCAGAGGAGCAGCAUCCUCAGCACAGGGAGGAAGAGGAAGAGGAAGAGGAGGCAGCGCCGGCCAAACACACAGACACACACCCCAACCCCAAUCACCCAGCCAUAGAUGAGGAACUGGUGGUGAGAGAAGGAGGGAGGGAAUGAGGGAUGGAGGAGAGAAGAGAGCGAUAGGAACAAGGCUGAGAGAGAGAAAGGAAGGAAGGAAGGAAGGAAGGAGGCGACAGUUAGAAAUAGAGAUAUACCAGGAUGACAAACUUGGUCUGAUACAAGCAACAGGUAAAAGUUGUUCCGGUGACUUUGCCAUGGUAACAGUUGUCAUGGUUUGCAGAUGGCGGUAAACCCCGACCAGCAGGAAGACAACCUGGAUGAGCAGUAUCCGGAGGAGGACGAGGUACACACACACACACACACACACACACACACACAUAGGUUCAAACAGGAGGCGGGAGAAGACAUGGUCUGAUGGUGGUUAAUCCUGUUAGGUGCAGGAGGAUUUGGCCAUGGGGCAGAAGAGGGAGGAGGAGCCAUACAACGAGGAUAACGGAGAACACGUGAGUCUAGAACCCUAUGGAAUAUUGUACGUGGAACCCUGAGUGGGAAAACGACCGUGGGUUUGGUCCAGAGAAGGGACCAGUAGAUAAACCUAAACUCUCUCAGCAUAGACGUGUGUUUGUGUGUCCAUGUCUGGUUACCCCCAAGCUCGUGUGUGUGUGCGCGCGCACUCCAUUCACCCAUCAUAACACUAGUGAAUACUCUGACACUGCUCCAACAUGGUCAGUUUGUCACCGUUCCACCAUACUUGCCUCAAUGUUCUAGAAUGAUCCGCCUGUUGGCCUGUAUUCCAGGUUCUCACUUUACUGCUCUAGAACGUUCCGUCGAUGGCAUUUCCUAGAGUCAAAUAUAGAUAUUUGGCUGCUCUAGUCUAGAACAUUGCUCCACUCCACAUCCUGUCUAUGGUCUCACCCACCUGGUGACUGUGUUUGUUCUGCUGUAGGAUGAAGUGAAAGUCCGGGAGGUCCCAGCAGGAAAAGCGGGAGAACACAGGAAAGAAGGAGAGAUCAACGAGGAGGAGAACUACGAAGAGGAAGAGGAAGAGGAGGUGGCGGUUGGACGGGACAAGCGGCCUAAUCGAAGGGAGAUGUGA
Messenger RNA from Coregonus sp. 'balchen', 21512 nucleotides. The record is from the annotation of a GenBank genome assembly. Lineage: Eukaryota; Metazoa; Chordata; Actinopteri; Salmoniformes; Salmonidae.